This is a messenger RNA of Eubalaena glacialis (North Atlantic right whale), 2896 nucleotides long. RefSeq names its product family with sequence similarity 107 member A (gene FAM107A). The record is from RefSeq and is a predicted model, not a curated record. Lineage: Eukaryota; Metazoa; Chordata; Mammalia; Artiodactyla; Balaenidae. Bases 144 to 578 code for a protein of 144 amino acids. Gene Ontology annotation, cellular component: neuron projection; stress fiber; synapse. Gene Ontology annotation, biological process: actin filament polymerization; regulation of actin cytoskeleton organization; actin filament bundle assembly. The transcript is spliced from 5 exons.
AAAGAUGGCUGUCGCGGCCUGCCUGCAUCCUUUACACGCUGGAGUGUCGCUCCAGGACCUUUUGCUUCAGACAUAAAGAAUACUCUCCUGGGGCCAUAUUUCAUAAUGAAAAUGAGAAGCAGAGACUAAAUGGAUCAGCCUCCAUGUAUUCGGAGAUCCAGAGGGAGCGGGCGGACAUCGGAGGCCUGAUGGCCCGGCCAGAAUACAGAGAGUGGAACCCGGAGCUCAUCAAGCCCAAGAAGCUGCUGAACCCUGUGAAGGCCUCCCGGAGCCACCAGGAGCUGCACCGAGAGCUGCUCAUGAACCACAGAAGGGGCCUGGGCGUGGACAGCAAGCCGGAGCUGCAGCGUGUUCUGGAGCACCGCCGGCGGAACCAGCUCCUCAAGAAGAAGAAGGAGGAACUGGAGGCCAAGCGCUUGCAGUGCCCCUUUGAGCAGGAGCUCCUGAAACGGCAGCAGAGGCUGAACCAGCUGGAAAAACCACCAGAAAAGGAAGAGGACCAUGCCCCCGAAUUUAUUAAAGUCAGGGAAAACCUGCGGAGAAUCACCACCCUGACCAGUGAAGAGAGAGCGCUUUAGAGCCGGCUGCUGGAGCUCCAGCGCCCCCUGCAGCCCGCCCCUGGUCCCCACACCUUCCUGCAGCCCUGCUGUAGCCGGCAGCCCUGGGCCCCUGGUCUUGACACAUCUGUGAUGUUCACACUCGCUUCUGUAAAAUGCGUUGUCCCAGAGGGCCGCCCUCCCCCCAGCCCUCCGAAGAUGGGGGCUCCUGAGCUCCCAGCCUUUUCGUUCUGAGUACUCAUCCCUCCUGCUCCAAGAAGAAGCCACUGCUGGGAAAACUUUUACCAGGCACCUCUCCCUGAGGGGGCUUCUGAGCUCUGCCAAGAUUUUUCUGGCAGAGUUGAGAAGGGACAGGGGCCUCUCUGGCUGGACAAGCCGUCCGUUCUGCCCGGGCCCCAUGGGGCCCUGCUUCUCUGGGCAGCCCAGCUCCCAGGUCUCCGAGAACUUCCCUGCCUGGGGUGGUCUCUGCAGCCCGGUGUGGGGCAGCUCGGCGGAGCAUCCCGGGACGCCUGCUCUGCAAGCCGCCUGCGGGGAGGACGGGUCUGUCUAAUGACGACAGCUUCUUUCUCAGACUCUGCCAGCCUUUCCCCACCCCCAUGCCUUUAUUUUCCCUUCUCCACAGCCCUACCCUUUCCAGGCCCUGUAACCACACCUAGCCAGGGCUGCAGCCCUUCCGCUCCUGGACGGCUAGAACAGUGCUUCUCAAACUUCACGGUGCCUAUAAAUUACUGGGGAUCUUGGUAAAAGACCGGCUUUUGGGUCAGUAGAUUUGGGGUGAGGGCUGAGAUUCUCAUUGCUAAGAAGCUCCUAGACUGCUGGGCUGAGGCCCACACUGUACCCGGCAAGGCUGGAGCGUCCACGGGUGGCCAAUAUUGGAAACAUCAUCCCUGAGGCCAUCUCUGCCCCACAGCCCCCAAGGGCUCCUUAUUUUCCACCCACCCCAGGGACCUCAGGCCUGGGAAGGCUCUUGCCUAGCAAAUUGUGUUUGUUGGUUAUGUGACCAGAAAUGUAUGUAAUCGCCAAUCUGCAUUUCUUACCACACUGAUGCAAUUCUAGCCAAAGACUCCCACAAAACUUUUCUUUUAAACCUUUUCCCGAAGCUUAUGAAGAGCAAAUAUAAAGUGAUUUCCAAUAGGCUUCUGAAAAUAUAAAAAACGGUUUGAAGACCCUACAGUCACCCUUCCAAACUGGUCCCGUUGAGUCCCCGUUUCCAGCCUCUGCACCUGGGACCCACCCCCUGCUUGGUUUCCAUCACCUGGGCCAGCUCCAGUGAAUUCACCCAUUCUUCCUCAAAACGCCCUUCCCAACGUGAGACCAAAUGUUUCAACCUUUUGCUCCUAUCCCAUAUUUAAAGAUUUAGAGACUAAACCAGGCCUGUUUCUUUUCCCCCUGAAAUCCCUGCCUCUGGCUUUGUAAACCCAUCAUUCAAGGUAGCAGGGCAGUGCUAGAAAAGCAUUUCCUUUCACGCCCCAAGACUGCCAGAAAGAGCUACCGCUGGGAUGCCCUUUGAUACUUGGACCAAAGGUGGGAGGAAAGGGAUCAUCCUGGUCUUACGCCUCACUGGGUGGUUGGAGAGUGACCAGAGACAUCAUCCUUUUCCUGUGGGGGGCAGCGGCUCUAAAAGUCUCUCAAAUGUGACAGUCUUAGUGAGAAGAUGGUAAUACUGUUUUAAAUGUCUGCCAGGUGAGAGAAAUGCUAAAAAUGCACAGUCCCUAAAUAAAGACCACCCCUUCCCCAAAGAAGUUGUCCCCUGUGUUGUUCAGACAGGAGAAGCAAGACUGAGUAUCUAGGAUGAAGUAGGCCCCUCCAAGGGAAUGCUUGGGAUUUCACUCUGUGCACCCCAUAGGUGCUCCACAGAGGUGGCAAAUCAUGGAGACAAAGCCCCAGAAGUAGAAGGAACCUCAAGUACCAUGUCAUCCAUGGAGCCAUGGCAGACACCCUUGUUCACUCCCCAGUGGUCAGCCCCAACUCCUUCUCUCCAGCCAUCUCCCAUUGUAGAGGCUGUAAAUACAGAGUCUCACUGUUACAGCCUCCUUUACAGCUUGGGGUGACCAUGUGACCAGGUAUGGCCAGUGAAAUUUAAGACAAAGUCUACAGGGGCUCCUAGGAAAGCUUAUGUUUUUCUGAUAAAAGAGACAGACUGGGUAACAACUCCCUGCUCCUCCCUUCUUCCUACCUUGACGAUGGGAUGCCUGGAGCCACAGCAGCCAUCUUGCUACAAUGAGAAAAUGGCCAAGAGAAUUUCAGAAACAUUGACCUGUCAUCAUUUGACCAAGCCAAUGCCAGCAGCCAUCCUCCUCCAGAAUUCUUGUAAAUAAAAAUAAAACCCUCUUGUUUAA